Molecule: messenger RNA, 2641 nt
Organism: Odocoileus virginianus texanus
Lineage: Eukaryota; Metazoa; Chordata; Mammalia; Artiodactyla; Cervidae
Gene: IRF4
Product: interferon regulatory factor 4
Biological process (GO): immune system process; regulation of transcription by RNA polymerase II
Cellular component (GO): nucleus
Molecular function (GO): DNA-binding transcription factor activity, RNA polymerase II-specific; protein binding; RNA polymerase II cis-regulatory region sequence-specific DNA binding
Source: RefSeq, a predicted model, not a curated record
GCUGGAGCGGAGCCUGGGUUGCGAAGGGACAGCAUCGGCGCGCGGGGCAUGAACCUGGAGGGCGGCAGCCGAGGCGGCGAGUUCGGCAUGAGCUCCGUGAGCUGCGGCAACGGGAAGCUCCGCCAGUGGCUCAUCGACCAGAUCGACAGCGGCAAGUACCCGGGGCUGGUGUGGGAGAACGAGGAGAAGAGCAUCUUCCGCAUCCCCUGGAAGCACGCGGGCAAGCAGGACUACAACCGCGAGGAGGACGCCGCCCUCUUCAAGGCUUGGGCACUGUUUAAAGGGAAGUUUCGAGAAGGCAUCGACAAACCAGACCCUCCCACCUGGAAGACACGCCUGCGAUGUGCUCUGAACAAGAGCAAUGACUUUGAGGAGCUGGUGGAGCGGAGCCAGCUGGACAUCUCGGACCCCUACAAAGUGUAUCGGAUUGUCCCCGAGGGAGCCAAGAAAGGAGCAAAGCAGCUGAACGUGGAGGACCCGCAGCUGCCCAUGAGCCACCCGUACGGCAUGCCAGCUCCUUACUCCUCGUUGCCUGCUCAGCAGGUUCACAACUACAUGAUCCCGCCCCACGACCGGGGCUGGAGGGAGUUCAUCCCCGACCAGCCGCACGCAGAGAUCCCAUAUCAGUGUCCCGUGACCUUCGGACCCCGCGGCCACCACUGGCAAGGCCCAGCCUGUGAAAAUGGUUGCCAGGUCACAGGAACCUUUUAUGCUUGUGCCCCGCCUGAGUCCCAGGCCCCCGGGAUCCCCAUAGAGCCAAGCAUAAGGUCUGCCGAAGCCUUGGCCCUCUCAGACUGCCGGCUCCACAUCUGCCUCUACUACCGGGAAGUCCUGGUCAAAGAGCUGACCACAUCCAGCCCCGAGGGCUGCCGGAUCUCCCACGGCCACACCUUCGAUGCCAGCAGCCUGGACCAGGUCCUCUUUCCCUACCCGGAGGACAGCAGCCAGAGGAAGAACAUCGAGAAGCUGCUGAGCCACUUGGAGAGGGGCGUGGUGCUCUGGAUGGCCCCCGACGGGCUUUAUGCCAAGAGACUGUGCCAGAGCAGGAUCUACUGGGACGGGCCCCUGGCGCUGUGCAGUGACCGGCCCAACAAACUGGAGAGAGACCAGACCUGCAAGCUGUUUGACACGCAGCAGUUCCUAUCAGAGCUGCAGGCAUUCGCGCACCACGGCCGGCCGCUGCCGAGGUUCCAGGUGACUCUGUGCUUCGGGGAGGAGUUCCCAGACCCUCAGAGGCAGCGUAAGCUCAUCACUGCCCACGUUGAGCCUCUGCUAGCCAGACAGCUGUACUAUUUCGCUCAGCAAAACAGCGGACACUUCCUGAGGGGCUAUGACCUGCCCGAGCACGUUGGUGGCCCGGAGGACUUCCACAGGCCCCCGCGCCACUCGUCCAUCCAGGAGUGAGAGCCCCGGGCCGGAGGCGGCGCAUGUGUAAAUACGCGCGAGGGGGUGGCUGGCUGAGCCCCUGCUCUUUCUCUGCGAAAUGUGGGAACGGGGGCUUCAGUCCCACCCCUGAGGAGAACACUGGUAGAAAAUCAACUUGACAGAUGAGCUUUUUCCAGAAGAAAGAAUGGUUUUCAGGGUCUUCUGUGGACCCCAAUGAUAAUGUGAAAACUCAUCAUCAUGUGGUUUACAUUUACUGACUUGCUGUCUCCAGUCUGAUGUGGACUCUUUCUUGCAUGAAGACUGAGAAACCUGUGCUUCAUCGCUGACCGCCAGGAUGGCACGAAGGUACCCAAGUGCCAGUCUGUUUCUCAGGGAAGUGGAACCUACGUGUUCUGCCCGGAGGAGGAGUGUGGAUGGCGCACCUCGGGACGCUGACAGGAAGACAGACCCGGCUCCGGGGAUCCCCACCUUCCCGGGGCCCCUCCCUGGGUGGCCUGCCACCUGCUGUCUGCACCCCCAGGCCCGGAGCCCAGCUGGUGUGACCCUACGGUGCUUCUCGGGCCAAAAGCAUCAGGGCCACCCUAAGCGCAGUGUUUUCUCACCUCAUACUGACUGGUUAAGAUACUUUUUGUUUGUCUUUUUGUCUCUCAUGCUAUAGAAAUUAUUGCUGUAGCAGAAAGAGAAAGACUGACGGAUCAACAACCCAAGACGUAGUUCUGAAGCUCGGUGCGCGUCUCCCCUCUUGCCCUGUUUGUUAGGAGACCGGCCACCAUGGCAACACUAAGAGGAGGAGCGCCCGCCUGCCCGGGGGGAGCCCUGCGCGGGGGCAGGACAGGGCUCUGCAGAUUGAGCAACUGCAGGCCAGGGGAGCUGUUUUUGCUUACUUUGUAUAUUAUACGCUUCCUCAUGCCAGUGACCAUUUGACAGGGCCUAAAAAUUAUUGGGCUUUUUCCAAACACGGCUUUUUAUAGAAUCACUAAGAUAUCUAAUUGCUUAAGUGAACCUGACCACUUCUUUGCUGUUCUUUUUGGAAAAGUACAGAUGUUUGGCCCAUGGGCUAGCAGUUUAUUCCUGUCCUACUAGGACAGGAAGUAAUUGCCAUAACUUAGGCUCAGUGUAUGAACGGAUGAUUCUCUUAUUCUACUCUGUGUCUUUAAGUAAUUCAACAAACUUGCAUUAGACAGAUUGUAGCUUUUAUCUGGAGAAGGCAAUGGCAGCCCACUCCAGUACUCUUGCCUGGAAAAUCCAAUGGAUG